This is a messenger RNA of Fimicolochytrium jonesii, 1122 nucleotides long. RefSeq lists its product as uncharacterized. The record is from RefSeq and is a predicted model, not a curated record. The transcript is spliced from 4 exons. Lineage: Eukaryota; Fungi; Chytridiomycota; Chytridiomycetes; Spizellomycetales; Powellomycetaceae. Bases 1 to 1122 code for a protein of 373 amino acids. Gene Ontology annotation, molecular function: hydrolase activity.
AUGUCCCUCCGAUCCCGCAUCCUCCUCGCCGGCGACAUCCACUCCAAAGUCGACAACGUCUACCGCCUCGCCAUGGCCCUGCAGACUAAAAAGCUGAUGCCGAACCUAGUGAUUCUGACGGGCGACCUCAUCAACGCCAACCACGACUAUCAAUCCCCGUCGUCACCAUCAUCCUCCUCAGUCUCAUCACAAUUGACCCGUAUGCGAACAACAGCCGAAGAAACCCAAUUCCGCGCCGUGCUCACCGCAUUCGGGAGUAUAUCCAGGAAUGUGAUGUACGUGCCGGGGAAUCAUGACCCGAGGGAGGCGUUUCCGGAUUUGGUUCCUGCGGUUGAUUUGGGGGUGAGGGACGAGGGGAGGGAAAGGAGGGACAACGGGGAGGAAGCGUUGAAACAUGCGCCGUUGUGGCAGCGGAUGAUGUAUGAGACGGGCGCUGUGAAUUUCCAUUCGAGGCUUGUGCGGUUAGCCCCGAACCUCGUAAUGGCCGGUCUAGGCGGCUCCGUCCCGCAAACCGACUACAACCGCCCCAACACCACAAUCCAUCCAGGCUAUCCCUACACCGACCCCCUCCUAAAAACCGCCCUCCUCAAUCUCCUCCGCGCAAAACGGCACUUCCUAACCCUCCACCCCGCCUUCAACAUCAUCGCCAAAUCCCAUCGGCGCGCUGACACAUCUCCCUCCUCACUCCCGUCCGCUCCCACGACCCCAACAGACCCAGACACACACAUCCUAAUAACCCACUGCGGCCCCGCGCGCUGCGCCACGACCGACACAUACCCCAAACCAUGGCUCUGUGAUUCGAAGAGGAUCGAGAGCGGAAGUGAUGGGGUUAGGAGUGUUGUCACCCAUAUGUGGUGUCAGGGUGUGCAACCACCCCCACCGUCAUCCACCUCGCAAAUCACAACCCCCACGGGUGAUACCCAACAGCAACCGCCGCUAUUAUUCCACGCCCACGGCCACGCCCACACCUCCUGGGGCCUGUCCCAGCUCGGCAACGUGCCUGUGAUUAAUCCGGGGGCGUUGAGGGACGGGCGGUAUGCGGUUGUGACGGUGGAGAGGAGCUGGGGGGAGGAGGGGAGGGUUUGGAGGGUUGAGGAUGUAAGGUUUGGGUGUGUUAGGUGA